GGCGGGUUCCGCUGGAGGCGGCGGGGCGGGAGCUGCGGGGCGGGCGGCGGUUCCCGUCCUCCUCCUCGUCCUCCUCCUCCUCCCCUCCUUCAUCUCGUCCUGGUUCUGGUGUGGCUCGUGGCCGCCGCGGGCUGUCCCGGGUGAGCGGGGCCGGGCAGGGCGCGCCGUGGCCGGCCGGGGAAGGGGAGGCCGCGGGGGCCCGGGGCUGCUGUGCCGGCGGCGUUCCGGCUGCAGGGCUCUUCCUCUGCCAGUGUAGGUUUAUCACCACUCCCUCCCCACUAUCGCCAAACAAAACCAAAAAAAGUGUCCUUAGCCGAAAAUUCGCUGUGGUUCUGCUGCUGUCCCUGGGUCCCUGCUCUUGAGAGCAUCCCCGUGUUCCCAGCGUAAAACUGCUGGGAUUUUAUGAAACCGGCCUAAAGCCGCGCAGUCUGUUCCUGCUGGCAUGCUGUUCCUUCUCGGGAAGGUGUGCUAACUCCCGGGUGUGUGCGAAUAGCGUUUCCUCGGCAAAGAUUAAUAAACUUACUGAAGCAUUAUUAAGGAGCUAGAAUGGGAGUGAAAGGAGCUUUAAUAAGUUAGUCCCAGUUUAAGUUUGUUUUAUCAUACAAGUUCUUCACUGCCAUAAUGAGGCUAGUAAUUCUUGAAGAUUAUGAUCAGGCUAGUGAAUGGGCAGCCAAAUACAUCUGUAAUCGUAUUAUCCAGUUCAAGCCAAGUCAAGGAAGAUAUUUCACCCUUGGUCUACCAACAGGAAGCACACCUUUGGGAUGCUACAGAAAGCUGAUAGAAUAUCACAAAAAUGGAGAUCUCUCUUUCAAAUACGUAAAGACUUUCAACAUGGAUGAGUAUGUAGGGCUUCCCAGAAAUCAUCCAGAGAGCUAUCACUCCUAUAUGUGGAAUAACUUCUUUAAGCAUAUUGACAUAGAUCCAAAUAACGCUCAUAUCCUUGAUGGGAAUGCACCAGACUUACAGGCGGAAUGUGAUGCAUUUGAAAAGAAAAUUGAAGAAGCAGGGGGGAUUGAUCUGUUUGUUGGAGGCAUUGGUCCAGAUGGCCACAUUGCAUUCAAUGAACCCGGAUCAAGUUUGUCUUCAAGAACAAGAUUAAAGACUUUAGCAAUGGACACCAUUUUGGCAAAUGCUAAAUACUUUGAUGGAGACUUAUCUAAAGUACCAACUAUGGCGCUAACAGUUGGUGUGGGUACAGUGAUGGAUGCUAGAGAAGUAAGAACUCAUUUAGUUCUAGUUGCAUGUGUGUUUUCAAGAUUAGUUGGUAUUGAUACUGGGAUUGAAAGUAAAGAGACCUUUGUUUUGCAGGUGAUGAUUCUUAUAACAGGUGCACACAAGGCUUUUGCAUUGUACAAAGCAAUUGAAGAAGGAGUCAAUCAUAUGUGGACAGUUUCUGCUUUCCAGCAACACCCUCGCACUAUCUUUGUGUGUGAUGAAGAUGCUACUUUAGAACUAAGAGUUAAAACUGUGAAGUACUUUAAAGGUUUAAUGCAUGUGCACAAUAAGCUUGUGGACCCACUGUACAGUAUGAAAGAAAACUGAAAGAAGACUGAAGAGGAACUCCAUGUGGGUCAGCAGCAACAGUUUUAGGUAGCAGAUGAGUUCACUGCUAUGCAAUAUGCUGAAAACUGUUUAAAAUGGGAAAUCCUAGGUACUGUAUUUUUAAAAAGGUCCAAUAUCUGUACAUUCACAUUCCAUCUGUUUGCUGUGUUGUGCAUUUUGCUUUAACAUUUGGAGCUCCGCUGUUGGUACAUCACUAAAUGGAACAGAACAAACUUGGGAGAGACUGCACGUUAUGUAGAGAGGGGAAAAGCAGAGCACUUACUCUAGCACAGCAAUGUAUUGCAUCUGCCUCAUGUUAGAGAUGAUGACACUUCAUUUCCCAGAUUCUUAAUUUUUGGCUUGGUUAGUGUAACUACAUUUUGCAUUUGUGUCUCUAGGCAGAAUGGUUUUGGCCUUUGCUAUUACUAUGGACUUGUAAUAGUUGUACAAUUUCUACUAUGAAAUGUUCUGUUUACAUAUAUCUAAUGUACACUGAGCUUUUGCACUUGGUUGCCUUAAAUUUGUCUUAAACAGUUUUUGGGCAUCUCAAGUCCUGCUGUAUAUUUCAGGCAAAUGAAGACACAAAAACAGUGCCUAAAAAUGCACCAAAAUCUUUGAAGUUACAACUUGCUCCAUGGAUAAAAUAUUAAACUUCUACAAUAGCA
This is a messenger RNA of Zonotrichia leucophrys gambelii, 2207 nucleotides long. RefSeq names its product glucosamine-6-phosphate deaminase 2 (gene GNPDA2). Gene Ontology annotation, cellular component: cytoplasm. NCBI's taxonomy places the organism in Eukaryota, Metazoa, Chordata, Aves, Passeriformes, Passerellidae. Bases 622 to 1542 code for a protein of 306 amino acids. The transcript is spliced from 7 exons. The record is from RefSeq and is a predicted model, not a curated record. Gene Ontology annotation, biological process: N-acetylglucosamine catabolic process; carbohydrate metabolic process; N-acetylneuraminate catabolic process. Gene Ontology annotation, molecular function: glucosamine-6-phosphate deaminase activity; identical protein binding.